AUCCCCCCAGAUGAAGCACUCUGCACGCCCACACAAGUAUGCAGGACGUCUUAAAGUUUCUCUGCAAAUUGCCGUUGUACGAAAGCGUCCAACCCUACGACCUUUAUGGCUACCCUGAACAACAAGCGGAGACGCAAUCUAAUUGCCAAUUCGAAGCCAAGCCGGUGUCCACUCGCGACAUCAGAGAGCUUGGAAAUACAACAAUCGAGACGCACGGUUUCACAUACUUUCACCAUGAGUCGAAAUGCGAUCUCAACUCCAAACACUUCGAGGAAGUGAAAGCGGAUAAAACCGUCGUUCAAGAAUACCUCUAUGAAACCAUUGACAUGGUUCGCAAAAAGCUAGAUGCGGUAGAUGUGAUCUGUUUUGACUGGAGGUUUCGGCGCCGAGAUCCAAAAGUCGCUGGGAAGAUACCCCCCCGAGAUAUAAACAACAUUCGAAGCUGGGCACUUCCCAGUGGCGAUGUCACACACUGCGACUACUCUGCCGUGGGUGGCCAAGAUCGACUGCGAAUGAUUCUUCUCCCUGAAGAGCUUGAGAAGAUGCAUACGAACAACCACUUUGCUUCAAUUUAUAAUGUUUGGCGUCCUCUGAACAAGGUCGUGAAGAACACUCCGUUACUCUUCUGCGACAAACGGACGAUCCAGAAAACAGAUCUGAUUGAGGUCGAUAAAGUGUUGCAAGAUAAGGUAGAGAAGUCCUACUUUCUGUUCCACCGGGACUAUCAUAAGUGGUAUUACCUUGCAAAUCAGCGGUCCGAUGAAGUUUUCCUCUUCCCAACCUGGACAUCUAAGUCUGACGGGGGAGAGCAUGCUGACUGCAGUCCUCACGGUGCUGGCGCCUCCCAGACGGAUCAAUGGAAAGACCCCAGGGAAAGCGUUGAGGUUCGCAUGAUUGUGAUACAAAGUAAUAGUCACGCGGAAUAGUCUGUAUCAACUUUGCAUUUCUUAGGUAGAGUAAAUUGCACGUUGAAUAAGAUUGCUCUUUUAGCACUUAUGGGCAAGCCUUUCCUUCAAACGUACUCAAGAAUCGAAUCAAUGCUAGAUAAAAUGACCG
Mytilinidion resinicola is the source of this 1056-nucleotide messenger RNA. RefSeq lists its product as uncharacterized. Lineage: Eukaryota; Fungi; Ascomycota; Dothideomycetes; Mytilinidiales; Mytilinidiaceae. Gene Ontology annotation, molecular function: oxidoreductase activity. The transcript has 5 exons. Bases 39 to 926 code for a protein of 295 amino acids. The record is from RefSeq and is a predicted model, not a curated record.